This is a messenger RNA of Theobroma umbraticum, 1120 nucleotides long. Its product is annotated as Putative pyridoxal phosphate-dependent enzyme, YBL036C type. Gene Ontology annotation, cellular component: intracellular anatomical structure. The record is from RefSeq and is a predicted model, not a curated record. Gene Ontology annotation, molecular function: pyridoxal phosphate binding. Lineage: Eukaryota; Viridiplantae; Streptophyta; Magnoliopsida; Malvales; Malvaceae.
UAAUGUUGACGCUGAACUGAGCAAAAGGAAAGAAAAUGACAGCAAGGGAAACACGAUCACAAGAAGCGCUGAUGAACAAUCCAGAAGAGUGCGAGGCCAACGACCCGCAACAACAAAAAGAACGAGAACCAGAGAUGGCAGCCUCAUCGGCGGCGAUGGAUGGGCUGGCAGAAGCGGCGCUGCGGUCUGUACUCCAGAGAGUCCACCAGGCUGCCGAACGGACGGGUCGGGAAUCGCAGCGGAUCCGCGUGGUUGCCGUCAGCAAGACGAAACCCGUCUCUAUCCUUCGCCAAGUCUACGACGCUGGUCAUCGCUGUUUCGGAGAAAACUACGUCCAAGAACUCGUUGAAAAAGCCCCUCAGGUUCCGGAUGACAUAGAGUGGCAUUUCAUUGGGAAUUUACAGAGCAAUAAAGUGAAGCCUUUGAUUGCUGGAGUGCCAAACCUUGCGAUGGUGGAGACUGUAGAUGAUGAGAAGAUUGCAAAUCAUCUUAAUCGUGUAGUUGGCAGCUUUGAAAGAAAGCCUUUGAAGGUCUUAGUCCAGGUGAAUACUAGUGGAGAGGAAUCAAAAUCUGGUGUUGAGCCUUCAGGUUGUGUGGAACUUGUGAAACAUGUUAGUUUGAACUGCCUGAACCUUCAGUUUUGUGGAUUGAUGACAAUUGGGAUGCUUGAUUAUACAUCAACCCCAGAGAACUUCAAGACAUUAGCAAAUUGCAGAAGUGAGGUCUGCAAGGCACUUGGAAUACCUGAAGAGCAAUGUGAACUAUCAAUGGGCAUGUCUGGUGACUUUGAGCAAGCUAUUGAGAUGGGCAGUACCAAUGUCAGAAUUGGAUCAACCAUCUUUGGAGCGAGGGAAUAUCCAAAGAAAAAAUGAAACUAGCUUACUAGUUGCAUGACAAGCACGUUCCUUUGAUCAUCAUUGCAUUGUUAUAGAAAGGGUUGUACUCAACUCGAUCCUCAGGAUGUUAUUUUUUACACCGGGUUGAUAUGAUUCAAUCCCGGGCCUGUACGGUGGUUGUAACCAUAUAUUGAAAAUGAGAAAGUACACUGAUCUUGGAAGCCAUGGAACUUGUUUAUUCCAUCCAAAUGAUGCUAAUAAAACUGUAAUCAAUUGAUCUGAAA